AUGUCUAGAAGGUGUACUACGUUGAGAUGGAACAUCAGGGCUUUUCUAGGAAUGAAGAGCAAACUUUUUUGUUUCAUUAUCUUCUAUGGAAUUUUCGCCUACAUUUUCCUGACGAGGACAUGUACAGAUAUAAAAUAUGAGUGGAAAUAUGUGUAUGUAGCCCGAACCCAGUUCAUAAAUCUCAACAACACACCCCAUAUAGUACUUGGUAUGUUAACACCACAUAUGAAUACUAAGUACAGAGAUGGACAACGGUCAACAUGGAUAUCUACUAUACAACAAUUAGAUUCAGAGCUCCCCUUUAGAAUAACCUACAAGUUUCUUAUCGAUCGACCAACAAAUGAUACCAUACUGGAAAACAAAAAGUACAACGAUAUUGUUUUUCUCAAUGCAACAAGUGAAGGAAGAGGGGUGAAAUUCGGAGAGAAAAUGUUUUUGUGGUUUAAGUACAUAUAUGAAAACUUUCCAGAUGCUGUACUCGGAGCCAAAGUAGAUGAUGACACAUUUUUAUGUGUUCCGCAAAUUUUUACGAGACUAGAUGCUCUCAAAUCAUCAACAUUGUAUUAUGGAUGGUCACACGGCGAAGGACGGAGGGUAAACGAAGACACGCGUAUGGAUGAAAUGUUUGUAGUUCUUGGUCGAGAUUUAAUAGAAAGAAUCGCUAAUCGUAUGUAUUGUAAUGGGUCAAAAUGUGACCCCAAUAUAGAUUUAAUUGACACUGACUAUGGCGGGACAUCUAUAGGAUCCUGGCUCUCUAUAUACAAUGAUAUAGAUUACCGACGUGAUAACAACAGGAUCGUGCACAUGGGUCGUGGCAAGGAAGAUAUCAUCAUGGAAUAUGUAAAACCAGAUUUCUGUUCUAAAUAUGUGCUCAACCAUAAAUCAUCGGUAGAAAUAAUGCAACUACUUCAUGAAUUCAAUAAGCCUGCAGUUUCGCCAUCUAGUAAAUUUGUUGGUGCCGUGACCGGGUCGCUGUUUUCGGGGGAUAUUGUGAGGACACUUUUACCUCAACCAUUAUACAAGCAAUACAAAUCUUUGGCGAUCGUGGACAAGAUGCCAUCAUGUGAUAAUUGGGCUGUUGUCACGACUAUUUUUCCUCCUUCAAAAGCUGUAAAAGACAUGGCAUCACUGUCUAAUUGGUGUUUAGUGAUAGUGGCUGACAAGAAGACGCCACCAGAGAGUACUUAUGUUUCUGAUAUGGGAAUGAAUAAGAUAGAUAAAAAUAAAAUAAAUUAUCUAUCGGUGGAAGAACAAAGCUUCCUAUACCCUUUAUUAUCGGAUAUCAUACCAUUUAACCACUUCGGGCGAAAGAAUAUCGGGUAUAUGUAUGCCAUCCAUCACAAGGCGAAGUUUAUCUGGGAUUUCGAUGAUGAUAAUGAUGGAACGGUUGAUUUAGACGAUUUUAAAACAGAUGUUCAUUUUCCUUACGUCACAAUUUGCAAAGGUGAACAGGACACACUUGUUAACCCAUAUCCUUAUUUCGGAGUGGCAGAAACCUACACCUGGCCUAGAGGUUUCCCACUACAGGACAUAAAGAACAAAACAACAAUACCUAAACUAUGUAACUCAACUGAUGCCGUUAACCUCGGAAUAAUACAAUCGUUAGCAAAUGAUCAACCGGACAUAGAUGCUGUUUAUAGGAUGACGCGCGACGCUCCUUUCAAUUUUCAGGCAACAAGAAAAUCCCAUCGGCCGUUUGUUUUACCAGGAAAUUCAUUUGCCCCAGUCAAUUCACAGGCAACAUUGUGGUUAGGCCCUGCAUUUCCUUAUCUAGCACUACCAAUCAGUAUAAAUGGGCGUGUCAGUGACAUUUGGAGGGGAUACAUAGCACAGUAUUUUCUUCACAGAAAAGACAUUCGCUUAGCAUUUUCUCCACCUUACGUGAUUCAAGACAGAAACGCUCAUAAUAUUUUAAGAGAUUUCAACGCUGAAUUACCUUUGUACCAGAAAAGUAAACAAUUAGUGAGUUUUCUUUCAUCUGAGAAUUCAAGUAAUCCGCCAGAUAUUGUGGAGUUAUACAAAAUUUUGUAUAUGAGAAACUAUUUAGAAGAACAAGACAUUAAAUUCGCUGAAGCAUGGAAAAAGACUUUUGAUAGCAUCAGUUAG
Molecule: messenger RNA, 2106 nt
Organism: Ylistrum balloti
Lineage: Eukaryota; Metazoa; Mollusca; Bivalvia; Pectinida; Pectinidae
Exons: 1
Coding region: 1-2106 (701 amino acids)
Cellular component (GO): membrane
Molecular function (GO): hexosyltransferase activity
Source: RefSeq, a predicted model, not a curated record